AUGCGACCCAUCCCAUCCAAACUCAGCUAUCUGUUUCUACACUUAUUUGCAUUCUGCUACUAUGCUCAGGUAACCAAUCAGUCCCCGCCUAAUUUCACGCAGCAUGUAAGCGAGCAGAGCAAAGUGACGGACCGCGUGAGCCGCAGAUUGAUCCGGGUCUACCAAUUGUACAGCCGGACCAGCGGCAAGCAUGUGCAGGUCCUGCCCAACAAGAAGAUCAACGCCAUGGCCGAGGACGGAGACGUGCACGCUAAACUCAUUGUGGAAACGGACACAUUUGGGAGCCGAGUGCGCAUCAAGGGAGCUGAGACGGGCUUCUACAUCUGCAUGAACAAGAGGGGGAAGCUCAUCGGCAAGACAAACGGACAAGGCCGCGACUGUAUCUUCACAGAGAUCGUUCUGGAGAAUAACUACACUGCGCUGAGAAACGCCCGCUAUGAGGGCUGGUACAUGGCCUUCACCCGCCGCGGGAGGCCACGGAAAGGCUCACGGACGCGCCAGCACCAGCGCGAGGUCCAUUUCAUGAAGAGGCUGCCGAAGGGGCAGCAGCCCUCCCACCCAAGCCACCACGGCCCUUUCGACUUCAUCCACUACCCCUUCAGUCAAAGGACUAAACGUACACGAUACUCGUCAGAGCACUGA
Molecule: messenger RNA, 642 nt
Organism: Micropterus dolomieu (smallmouth bass)
Lineage: Eukaryota; Metazoa; Chordata; Actinopteri; Centrarchiformes; Centrarchidae
Gene: fgf8a
Product: fibroblast growth factor 8a
Exons: 5
Coding region: 1-642 (213 amino acids)
Biological process (GO): dorsal/ventral pattern formation; neuron differentiation; positive regulation of protein phosphorylation
Cellular component (GO): cytoplasm
Molecular function (GO): type 1 fibroblast growth factor receptor binding; growth factor activity; type 2 fibroblast growth factor receptor binding
Source: RefSeq, a predicted model, not a curated record